Molecule: messenger RNA, 1290 nt
Organism: Macroventuria anomochaeta
Lineage: Eukaryota; Fungi; Ascomycota; Dothideomycetes; Pleosporales; Didymellaceae
Product: alpha/beta-hydrolase
Exons: 1
Coding region: 51-1070 (339 amino acids)
Source: RefSeq, a predicted model, not a curated record
UUCAGCCUCAACCUCCACAUUUCGAUACCAACCUACCCCCCAACACCACCAUGUCCAAGCAUCUCGUGUUACCACGGCCCGGCUCCGUUUUCGAGCCAAAGGAACCAAUUUCCGGUCCAUCAGAAGAAGCAUUCACAUCCACAUUCGGCGCCCUCCUUCCUCCAGCAAAGUUCCUACACACCCCCAUCGGGAAAGCAGCGUACUACAAUUUCCCCCCAGCCUCACCCACCCCAUCCACCCCAUCUCAGACUCCGGGCACACCAAAACGCGUCCUCUUAAUCCACGGCGUGCAGACCCCGGCUUUGGGCAUGCUACCGCUUACAUCAGCCCUGCGCUCGCAAUUCCCCAGCACCGAGUUCGUGCUGCUAGACCUUUGGGGCCACGGACUGAGUGACACGCCCCAUCUACCGCAUGAGGGGAAGCUGUUUCACGGGCUCAUUGACGGUUUGUUGGAGCAUCUGGGAUGGAAGGGCCAUGAGGGGGUUAGUAUCGUCGGGUUCUCGUUUGGCGCGGUGCUCACGAUGGGGUAUCUGGCUGGUACGUAUGGCAAAAAAGGGGGAGAGAAGGGGAAGAGUGUGGGUUCAUUUGUACUAGUCGCGCCUGCGGGGCUUUUGAGAAAGAGUUGGUUCAACGAUGAGCAGAGGCGGUGGUUGAGUAAGGAGUGUGAGGAAGGGGAUGAGAGGAAGGCGGCGGAGUGGGUUGUCAGCGUUCUCGAGGGUGGAGAGUUGAAAGUGCCGGACGACUGGCGUGAGCGUGUUGGGAACGGUGAGGUUGUGGCUGAAGCUGUUAAAGAUUGGCAGAUGAAGCAACACGCUGGGCAUCCGGCGAGUGUUGUUGGCAUAUUCAGAGAUGGAGAGGUGACGGAUAAUGAUGAGUUGUUUGUAAAGGCGAGGGAGACGGGGGUUAGGAGUUUGGUGGUGCUUGGCGGGGAUGAUGAGAUGAGCACGGAGAAGGAGAUCAAAGAGUUUGGGUUUGAUGUCAAGGUUGUUCCGCAAGCUGGGCAUGGUGUUGUCAGGGAUAAGGCUGGGGAGGUCGCGGAACAUAUUGGGGAGUUCUGGAGACGGCUUUGAUGUAGGUGAGGAACUCCGGAGGCUACAUGCCAUUUUGUGUCUACUUAUUCUUGCUGAACGAAAAGCAUGGUAUUUGGGCACCGCGCCCUUCACCCGAACAUAAUCGAGCGUUUUGCUUGUUCGUGUGAGCCUUUUCUUCCGAAUAGCAGAACAACCCAGAUAUGGACCCAAGCUUAUGGGAGGUACUCAAUGCUAACUGCAGGCCAUCUGCGGUCCGAUC